This is a messenger RNA of Ostreobium quekettii, 216 nucleotides long. Lineage: Eukaryota; Viridiplantae; Chlorophyta; Ulvophyceae; Bryopsidales; Ostreobiaceae. The record is from the annotation of a GenBank genome assembly.
AUGGUGGAGGGCGAUGUGGGCAAUGGCGCUCCGGUGCGCGCGGUGGCCUUCGUGAUCUGGGACCUCGACGGGACGAUUCUGGACACAGGUGGGGUGGCCGGGACUUGGUUGGGGUUGCAUCUGCCGAUCGGGCUGGGAGAAGAGAAGGGGGGGGGAUUCGAACUGGCGUCUUGGAGGAGGGGGGGGGAUGAGCGAUCGACGUGCCACGUCUAUAGG